AUGCCACGUGAAUAUCUUAUUACGAUGUUGCUUCCUGCUAUCGGUCAUUUCGUUAAUGGUAGUCAAAUUCGAACAAAUACCGGAACUCCAACGAACAUUUCCUUUUUUACAACAAUCAUUGGAUAUCCGAGCGUAAAUAAAUCCAGUGCAACAGAAGCAGUUUUGAAUGCAUGUCUUGCUAUUGAAAAACAUCUAGGUAUAAAAACUGACGAGAGUCGAAUCAAUUGUAGUGCUACUGUUGAAUCACUCUUGACUGAAUUAAAGAAUACGUGGCCUAGACUUAUUCAAAUUUGGGAUGAGGCAGUUACUCUUCUACAGUCAUUUGAUCUUUAUAAACAAGGUGGCGCUGCAUAUGAUCGAUCAAUCAUGUGCACGUUGUACAACUCAUCUGCCGUUGUUAAACGACAAACUAAAUCAGGAAAUAUUACGGUAGAGAAUCCUGUACUCAAUAUUGCAGCAGCAGCACAUCCAGCCGAUAUUUUUUCUUCCGUAUCUAAUGAAUCCGAUGAUGAUGGUCUAAUGGCUCGCUUUCUCUUUUCUGCACCUCAACCAUGCAUACCUUUAUCUAAUGAAAUAAGAUCACUCAAUAUCGAUGAACCGAGCCUUACUCAUCUGUUAUACAUUAUAUUUUGUUUUAAUUCAACAGAGCAAAAUGAUGGGCGACGUAAUGAUGAUGAAGACCAACGUCCAGUGCAUGAAACUUUAGAUGAAAUGCGACAACGACUUGCACAGAAAAGGGAUGAACAAGAACGAAUAGACAAAAACCAAGCAAUAUUGGCUGAAUCUCGCCGAUCAAAAACAUCAACACGAUCAGAAGAUGGAAAUGAACAGCGAUAUCCUGAAAAGGUUAUCUUACUAGCUAGAGGUACAAAAAUACCGUGGAUCAAUAUAAGCCUAAAUCAUGGAGGAUUUAAAGCAGCUACACUUCAUCAAGCUGCAGCUAAUCUUCAAACUGAAAAACUUGGAUUCUUGAGAAAAGAAAAAACAACUGGUGCUCAAAGAGCAACGACAUACUUUUCCAAAGUACCAAUUGAUCCAAAAUGGAACGCCGAACAAUUAACCACCUUCAGUAAUAAAUUAGCUAACUUCAAUGUUUCGCUGAUGGCUUACCAAGCAUCUUUCACACCUGAAGCAAGUGUUUCCACGACCGAAACAGAAGAUGAAGAGAGUAUGGAUGCCUCUCCUUCACGUGAUGAUGUUCCAACUGCAAUGUCUCCACCACCAUUGCCACCACGUGAUUCCAUUCACACUACUGCUUCAUCAUAUGCAAGCCUUGGAUUUGAAUUACCACCGCCAACAACACGUGUUCAGUCACAGCAACGAACCGAAACGCCAGGAAGUCAAUUUUUCUUACCAUCCGACAAAACAACAACAGAACAAUUUAUAAAACCGCAUACAUUACAAGUUAGAAAGAAGAACAGAAUAGAACCAAUCGAAAAACCAACAUCACCCUACACAUCACCACGAAGGGAUAUUCUUCCAUCUCAAGAAUAUCAAUAUCAAAAUAUUUAG
Messenger RNA from Rotaria sordida, 1512 nucleotides. The record is from the annotation of a GenBank genome assembly. Lineage: Eukaryota; Metazoa; Rotifera; Eurotatoria; Philodinida; Philodinidae.